AUGGUGGCCUCUGCUGAACCUGGGAUAACUAACCAAUUAAAAGCAAACAACAGUAACCUUGUGAGAAAAGUCACCCCUGGCACUGCAAGGCGCAAAACAACCUGCUCAAGAAAAUCACAAACCCGUCAUAGUACAAAAACCAGCAUAGAAACUACCAGCUACCCAUUGACAUCUUCUAUUAAUCGCUCAUCUCACGGUACGCGUAUGACACUAUCCAGUACAGAACACAAUAGCCAAACCAAAACUACUAGCAAAAAAGUGACACCUGCUGGUACUGAGGAAACCAACCAUACAAUAUCAAAAACCAGCACACAAACCAAGACAGGAAGUACAUCUACAAUUAACACGGUGACCUCAGUGACUAGUGGCUCAAAAAGUAAAACAAUAUCAACCCUCCUCACUAAAGAGACAAGUAACCAAAGUAAAAUAUUUACCAUAAAAACAAUGAGUACUGAUGAUACUAAGCUAACCAGUAACCCUGCAUCAAAUAUAAUUAGCCUUGUAUCAUUUACUAAAACUGAUGCCAUUGAGCCAACCAGUGAGAUAGCAUCCAACACCAAAAACCCAACCACUUUUACUAAUCCAGAGACCAGUAUCCAAGUGGAAAUAUCCACCAUGAACAUUACUCAUCUUAGUACUGAGCUAACCAGUCAACCUGCAUCCAAUUCCAUCAGCCUUGCAAAAUCUCUCAGCACCGAGAGCCAAAAUCCAAUGGAAUCAAUGAGUGACAAAGAAACCAAAACUGUUACUGUUUCAACCAGUCAACUAGUAUCAAACACCAGGAACCAUGUGACGUCUCCUAAUUCUGAGACUACUAACCAAUCUGAAAUAGCCAACAUUACUCAUCUUUUUACUGAGCUAACUACUCAACCUGCAUCCAAUUCCAUCAGUCUUGUAACUUCUCCUAUCACCGAGAGUCAAAGCCCAAAGGAAUCACCUGGUAACAUAGUAACCCACAUUGAUAUUGGGACAUCCAGUCAACUAGUAUCAAAUACUGAAAACCCUGUGAUUUCUCCUAAUUCCGAGACGACUAACCAUCCUGAAAUUACAUCCAAUUUUAUCAGCCUUGUAACUUCAUCUAUAAUUGAGAGUCAAAACCCAGUGGAAUCAACUAGUAACAUAGUAACACAAACUGAUACUGUGUCAACCAGUCAACUAGUAUCAAACACCAGGAACCAUGUGACUUAUUCUUAUCCCAAGACCACUAACAAACCAGAAAUAUCUACCAGCACUGAUCUUAGUAGUGAGCUAACUAGUCUACCUGCAUCCAAUUCCAUCAGUAUUGUAACUUCUUCUAUCACCAAGAGUCAAAGCCCAAAGGAAUCACCUGGUAACAUAGUAACCCACAUUGAUAUUGGGACAUCCAGUCAACUAGUAUCAAAUAGUGAAAACCCUGUGAUUUCUCCUAAUGCCGAGAUGAGUAACCAUCCUGAAAUGACAUCCAAUUCUAUCACCCUUGAAACUUCACCUAUAACUGAGAGUCAAAACCCGGUGGAAUCAACUAGUAACAUAGUGACACAAACUGAUACUGUGUCAACCAGUCAACUAGUAUCAAACACCAGGAACCAUGUGACUUAUUCUUAUCCCAAGACCACUAACAAACCAGAAAUAUCCACCAUCACUGAUCUUGGUACUGAGCUAACUAGUCAACCUGCAUCUAAUUCCAUCAAUCUUGUAACUUUUCCUAGCACUGAAAAUCAAAGCCCAAAGGAAUCAUCUGGGAACACAGUGACCCACAUUAAUACUGUGUCACCCAGUAAACUGGUAUCAAACACCAGGAAAACUGUGACUUCUCCAAAUGAUGAGACCACUGACCAACCUAAAAUAUCCACCAUUACUCAUUUUGGUACUAUACUAACUAAUCAACCUGCAUCCAAGUCCAUCAGCCAUGUAACAUCUCCUAGCACUGAGCGUCAAACCCCAAUGGAAUUAUCUAGUAACACAGUGACCCAAGCUGAUACUGUGUCAACCAGUCAGAUAGUAUCAAACACCAGGAAAUCUGUGACUUCUCCUAAUGCAGAGACCACUAACCAACCAGAAUUAGCCUCUAUAACUCAUUUUGGUACUGAGCUUACUAGUCAACCUGCAUCCAAUUCCAUUAGUCUUGUAACUUCUCCUAGCACUGAGAGUCAAAGCCCAAAGGAAUCAAUUGGUAACACAGUAACCCACAUUGAUACUGUGUCAUCCAGUCAACAAGUAUCAAACAAUGAAAAACGUGUGACUUUUCCUAAUGCUGAGACCACUAACCAGCUUGAGAUAUUCACCAUUACUAACCUUGGUACUGAGCUGAGUAGUCUAACUGCAUCCAAUUCCAUCAGCCUUUUAACUUCAACUAGCACUGAGAGCCAAAACCCAAUUAAAUCAACCAGUAGCGCAGUGACGCAAGCUGAUACUGUGUCAACCAGUCAGCUAGUAUCAAACACCAGGAACCACGUGACUUCUCUUAAUGCUGAGACCACUAACAAACCAGAAAUAUACAACACCACUCUUGGUACUGAGCUAAGUAGUCAACCUGCAUCCAAUUCCAUCAAUCUUGUAACUUAUCCUAGCACUGAGAAUCAAAGCCCAAAGGAAUCGACUGGUAACAUAGUAACCCACCUUGUUACCGUUUCACCCAGUCAACUAGUAUCAAACACCUGGAAAUUUGUGACUUCUACUAAUGCUAAGACAAGUAACCAACCAGAAACUGUCUCCAUUACUCAUUUUGGUACUGAGCUAACUAGUGAACCUGCAUCCAAUUCCAUUAAUCUUGUAACUUCUCCUAGCAAGAGUCAACGCCCAAAUGAAUCAAUUGGUAACACAGUAACCAACAUUGAUACUGUGUCACCCAGUCAACUAGUGUCAAACAGUGGAGAAUAUGUAACCUCUCCCAAUGCUGAGACCACUAGCCAACUUGAAAUAUUCACCUUUACUCAUCUUGGUACUGAGCUAAGUAGUCAACAUGCAUCAAAUUACAUCAGUGUUGUAACUUCUCCUAUUACCCAAAGCCAAAGCACAAAGGAAUCACAAGGUAACAAAGUAACCCACAUUGAUACUGUGUCAACCAGUAAAUUAGUACCAAACACCGGGCACACUGUGGUUUCUCCUAAUGCUGAGACAACAAACCAACCUGAACAAUCCGCUAUUACUCAUUUUCAAACUGAGCUAACUAGUCACCCUGCAUUGAAUUACAUCAGUGUUGUAAGUUCUCCUAUCACCGAAAGUCAGAUUACAAAGGAACCACCUGGUAACCCAGUAACCAACAUUGAUACUGUGUCAACCAGUCAAUUAGAACCAAACACCGGGAACUCUGUGACUUCUCCUAAUGCAGAGACAACAAACCAACCUGAAAUAUCCACCAUAACUCAUCGUGGUACUGAGCUAUCUCCUCAACCUGUAUCCAAUUCCAUCAGUCAUAUAAGUUCUCAUAGCACCGAGAGUCAAAGCCCAAAGGAAUCACCUGGUAACAUAGUAAGCCACAUUGAUAUUGUGACAUCCAGUAAACGAGUAUCAAACACUGGAAACCCUGUGACUUCUCCUAAUGCCGACACCACUAACCAUCCUGAAAUUACAUCCAAUUCUAUCAGGCUUGUAACUUCAGCUAGAACUGAGAGUCAAAACCCAGUGGAAUCAACUAGUAAUCCAGAGAUUACAACUGAUACUGUGUCAACCAGUCAACUAGUAUCAAACACCAGGAACCAUGUGACUUCUCCUAAUGCCAAGACCACUAACCUUCCUGAAAUAUCCACCAUUAAUAAUCUUGUUACUAAGCUAGCUAGUCAACCUGCAUCCAACUCCAUAAGGUAUGUAACUUCUCUUAUCACAGAAAGUAAAAUCCCAAAAGAAUCAACUAGUAACACAACGACCCACAUUAAUACUGUGUCAACCAGUCAACUAGUAUCAAACAAUAGGAAAUCUAUGACUUCUACUAAUGCUGAGACCACUAACGAACUUGAAAUAUCCACAAUUACUCAUCUUCGUACUGAGCUAACUAGUAAACCUGCAUCCAAUUCCAUCAAUCUUGUAACUUAUCCUAGCACUGAGAAUCAAAGGCCAAAAGAAUCAACUGGUAAUAUAGUAAACCACAUUGAUACUGUGUCACCCAGUCAACCAGUAUCAAACACCUGGAAACUUGUGACUUCUAAUGCCAAGACAAUUAACCAACCAGAAAUAGCCUCCAUUACUCCUUUUGGUACUGAGCUAACUAGUGAAUCUGCAUCCAAUCCCAUUAAUCUUGUAACUUCUCCUAGCACCAAGAGUCAAAGCCCAAAGGAAUCAAUUGGUAACACAGUAACCAACAUUGAUACUGCAUCAACCAGUCAACUAGUAUCAAACAAUGAAAAGCCUGUGAAUUCUCCUAAUGCUGAGACCACUAACCAACUUGAAAUAUUCACCACUAUUUCUCUUGGUACUGAGCUAACUAAUCAACCUGCAUCCAAGUAUAUCACUGUCAUUACUUCUCCUAUCACCGAAAGCCAAAGCACAAAGGUAUUAAAUGAUAACACACUUACCCGCACUGAUACUGUGUCAAAAAGUCAACUAGUAUCAACCACCAGGGACCAUGUGAGUUCUCCUAAUGUUGAGACCACUAACUUACCUGAAAUAUCCACCAUUACUAAUCUUAUUACUAAGCCAUCUAGUCAACCUGCAUCCAAUUCCAAAAGCCAUGUAACUUCUCUUACCACGGAAAGUCAAAGCCCAAAAGAAUCAACUAGUAACACAAUGACCCACGUUGAUACUGUGUCAACCAGUCAACUAGUAUCAAACACCAGGACUUAUCUUACUGCUGAGACCGCUAACAAACCAGAAAUAUCCACCAUUACUAAUCUUGGUACUGAGUUAUCUACUCAGUUUGCAUCCAAUUCCAUCAGCCAUGUAACUUCUCCUAGCACUGAGAGCAAAAAGCCAAUUGAAUCAACUAUUAACACAGCGACCAAAACUGAUACUGUGUCAACCAGUCAACUAGUUUCAAACACCAGGACUUAUCUUACUGCUGAGACCGCUAACAAACCAGAAAUAUCCACCAUUACUAAUCUUGGUACUGAGUUAUCUACUCAGUUUGCAUCCAAUUCCAUCAGCCAUGUAACUUCUCCUAGCACUGAGAGCAAAAAGCCAAUUGAAUCAACUAUUAACACAGCGACCAAAACUGAUACUGUGUCAACCAGUCAACUAGUUUCAAACACCAGGAACCAUGUGACUUCUCUUAAUACUGAGACUAGUAACAAACCAGAACUAUCCACCACCACUGAUCUUGGUACUGAACUAACUAGUCAACCUUUAUUCAAUUCCAUUAGUCUUGUAACUUCUCCUAGCACCGAGAGCCAAAACCCUAUGGGAUUAACUAGUAACACGGUGACACAAACUGAUACUGUUUCAGCCAGUCAACUAGUAUCAAACACCAGGAAAUCUGUGACUUCUCCUAAUGCAGAGACCACUAACCAACCAGAAAUAGCCUCUAUGACUAAUUUUGGUACUGAGCUAACUAGUCAACCUUCCAUUAGUCUUGUAACUUCUCCUAGCAACGAGAGUCAAAACCCCAAGGAAUCAAUUGGUAGCACAAUAACCCAUUUUGAUACUAUGUCAACCAGUCAACUAGUAUCAAACAAUGGAAAACCUGUGACUUCUCUUAAUGCUGAGACCACUAACAAACCAGAAAUAUACACAACUCUUCUUGUUAAUGAGCUAACUAGUCGACCUGCAUCCAACUCCAUCAAUCUUGUAACUUAUCCUAGUACUGAGAAUCAAAGUCCAAAAGAAUCAACUGGUAACACAGUAACCCACACUGAUACUGUGUCAACCAGUCAACUAGUAUCAAACACCUGGAAACUUGUGACUUCUAAUGCCAAGACAAUUAACCAACCAGAAAUAACCUCCAUUACUCCUUUUGGUACUGAGCUAACUAGUGAAUCUGCAUCCAAUCCCAUUAAUCUUGUAACUUCUCCUAGCACCAAGAGUCAAAGCCCAAAGGAAUCAAUUGGUAACACAGUAACCAACAUUGAUACUGCAUCAACCAGUCAACUAGUAUCAAACAAUGAAAAGCCUGUGAAUACUCCUAAUGCUCAGACCACUAACCAACUUGAAAUAUUCACCAUUACUCAUCUUGGUACUGAGCUAACUAAUCAACCUGCAUCCAAUUAUAUCACUGUUGUAACUUCUCCUAUCAUCGAAAGCCAAAGCACAAAAGAAUUAAAUUAUAACACACUAACCCGCACUGAUACUGUGUCAAACAGUCAACUAGUAUCAACCACCAGGGACCAUGUGAGUUCUCCUAAUGCUGAGACCACUAACCUACCUGAAAUAUCCACCAUUACUAAUCUUGUUACUAAGCCAUCUAGUCAACCUGCAUCCAAUUCCAUAAGCCAUGUAACUUUUUUUACCACAGAAAGUCAAAGCCCAAAAGAAUCAACUAGUAACACAAUGACCCACAUUGAUACUGUGUUAACCAGUCAACUAGUACCAAACAUCAGGACCCAUGUGACUUCACUUAAUGCUGAGACCACUAACGAACUUGAAAUAGCCACAAUUACUCAUCUUCGUACUGAGCUAACUAGUAAACCUGCAUCCAAUUCCAUCAAUCUUGUAACUUCUCCUAGCACUAAGGCUCAAAGCCCAAAGGAAUCAACUGGGAACACAGUGACCCACAUUGAUACUGUGUCACCCAGUCAACUGGUAUCAAACACCAGGAAACCUGUGACUUCUCCUAAUGAUGAGACCACUAACCAACCUGAAAUAUCCACCAUUACUCAUUUUGAUUCUGUACUAACUAAUCAACCUGCAUCCAAGUCCAUUAGCCUAGUAACAUCUCCUAGCACUGAGAGUCAAACUCCAAUGGAAUUAACUAGUAACACAGUUACCCAAACUGAUACUGUGUCAGCCAGUCAGCUAGUAUCAAACACCAGGAAAUCUGUGAAUUCUCCUAAUGCAGAGACAACUAACCAACCAGAAAUAGCCUCCAUUACUCAUUUUGGUACGGAGCUAACUAAUGAACCUGCAUCCAAUUCCAUUAAUCUUGUAACUUCUCCUAGCACCAAGAGUAAAAGCCCAAAGGAAUCAAUUGGUAACACAGUAACCCACAUUGAUAUUGUGUCAUCCAGUCAACUAGUAACAAACAAUGGAAAACCUGUGACUUCUCCUAAUGCUGAGACCACUAACCAACUUGAAAUAUUCACCAUUACUCAUCGUGGUACUGAGCUAACUAAUCAACCUGCAUCAUACUAUGCUGUAAGUUCUCCUAUCACCGAAAGCCAAAGCACAAAAAAAUUAAAUAGUAACACACUUACUCGCACUGAUAUUGUGUCAGCAAGUCAACUAGUAUCAACCCCCAGGGACCAUGUGAGUUCUCCUAAUGCUGAAACCACUAACCAACCUGAAAUAUCCACCAUUACUCAUCGUGUUACUAAGCUAGCUAGUCAAACUGCAUCCAAUUCCACAAGCCAUGUAACUUAUAUUACCACUAAAAGUCAAAGCCCAAAAGAAUUAACUAGUAACACAAUGACCCACAUUUAUAAAGGGUCAACCAGUCAACUAGUAUCAAACACCAGGAAGCCUGUAACUAUAUCUAAUGCAAUGACUAGUAACCAAACUGAAAUAUCAACCACGAACAUUACUCACCUUGGUACUGAGUUAAUCAGUCAACCAGCCUUCAAUACCAAGAGCCUCAAAACUCUUCCUAAUACAGAGAGGCAAACCCCAAUGGAAUCAACAGGUAACACAGUGACCCACGUCGAUACUGUGUCAACCAGUCAACUAGUAUCAAACACUAUGAACCCUGUAACUUCUUCAGAUGCCAAGACCUCUAACCAACAUGAAAUUUCCACCAUUACUCAUUAUGGUACUGAGCUAACUAGUCAACCUGAAUCCAAUUCCAUCAGCCUUGUAACUGUUCCUAGCAAUGAGAGCCAAAGCACAAACAAAACAACUGGUAACCCAGUAACCCACACAGAUACUGUGUCACCCAGUCAACUUGUAUCAAUCACCCAGAACCAUGUGACUUCACUUAAUGCAGAGAAUACUAACCAACCUAAAAUAUCCACCAUGAACAUUACUCAUCUUAGUACUAAGCUAACUAAUCAACCUGCAUCAAAUUCCAUCAGCCUUGUAACUUCUCCUAGCACUGAGAGUCAAACCCCAAUGGAAUUAACUAGUAACACAGUGACCCAAGCUGAUACUGUGUCAACCAGUCAGCUAGUAUCAAACACCAGGAAAUCUGUGACUUUUCCUAAUGCAGACACCACUAACCAACCAGAAUUAGCCUCUAUUACUCAUUUUGGUACUAAGCUAACUAGUCAACCUGCAUCCAAUUCCAUUAGUCUUGUAACUUCUCCUAGCACUAAGCGCCAAAGCCUAAAUUUAUCAACUGGUAACACAGUAACCCGCACUGAUACUGUGUCAACCAGUCAACUAGUAUCAAACACCUGGAAACCUUUGACUUUUUCUAGUGCCAAGACCACUAACCAACCUGAAAUAUCCACCAUUACUCAUCUUGGUACUGAAUUAACUAGUCAACCUGUAUUCACUUUCACUAGCCUUGUAACUUCUUCUAGCACCCAAAGCCAAAGUCCAAAUGAAUCAACUGGUAACACAGUAACCAACAUUGAUACUGUGUCAACCAGUAAACUAGUAUCAAACACCAGGAACCAUGUGACUUCAUCUAAUAUAAAGACCAGUAACCAAUUUGGAAUAUCAACCACCACACAUCUUGGCACUGAGCUAACCAGUCAGCCUGCAUCUAAUACCAUGAGCCUCGAAACACUUCCUAAUACAGAGAGGCAAAACCCAAUGGUAUCAACUAGUAACACAUUGACCCAGCCUGCUACUGUGUCAACUAGUCAGCUAGUAUCAAUUACCAUGAAUCCUGUGACUUCUUCUAAUGCAGAGACCACUAACCAACCUGAAAUAUCCUCCAUGAACAUUACUCAUCUGGGUACUGAACUAACCAGUAAACCUGUAUCCAAUUCCAUCAACUUUGUAACUUCACCUAGCACUGUAAGUCAAAGCUUAAAUGAAUCACUUGGUAACACAGUAACCCACACUGAUACUGUGUCAACCAGUCAACUAGUACCAAACACUAGGAGCCCUGUGACUUCAUCCUAUGGAAAGACAAGUAACCAAAAGUCAUAUACCAGUAACCUUACCACCCUUCCUAGUAGAGAUUCUGAAUCUACCCUAAACACAAUAAAUUCAAGCAGUACAAGGGUAACAAGCAUCAUGAACCCUACAACGUUGCACACAAGUAGCCAAAAUAAUUUAACCAGAAGCACAGUGACACCUGUUGGUAUUAGUCAAACUGAAUUAUCUGCCAUAAUCACAAUAAUCCCUACUAGCAUUAAAUCCAUCAGUCAAUCUGUAUCAAAUACCAGUAGCUAUGUAACUCUCACUACAAGAGAUACAAAUACCCUGCAAGAAUCAACUAGUAGAAGAAUACCUCCUGCUGGCACUGGGACAACAGGUCAACAAUUAACAAACAUUACUUAUCCAGUGACAUUUCCCAGUUCGGUAACAAAUACCCAAAAUGAGCAUUCCAGCAAGGCUUCUGUUGCAAUUGGAUCAACCAGACAACCAGAAGCAAAAACCAGUAACCUUGUAACUCAUUCCAUUACAGAAACCAACAGCCAAACAGAGUUAAUCAGCAACACAGUGACUUCCUCCAUUACCAGGACAACCAAACAAAUGAUCUCAGAUACCAGUAAUCCCAUGGGAUUUGCCAGCAUAAAUUCAAAUAGCCAAACUGAUUCUACCAGCAAUUUUGUGACCUUCAGUUCUAGACCAACUAGCCCUUUAACUAUUUUCAGCACAGGGAUCAGUAGCCAAACUGAAUUAUCUACCAGAAGCACAAUAACCCUUGCAGGUACGAAGCUGGUCAGUCAACCUGUAUCAAAUACAAAUAGCACUGUAACACUUCCUAAAACAGAGACAAAUACCCCAAGAGUAUUAACCACUAACACAAUGCCCCCCAGUGUUGGACCAACAAGUCAGCAAGUACAAAGCAUUACUUUGACAGUAGCAUUAUCCAGUAUGGUAACAAGUAGUCAAAAUACACCUACUAGCAAGACUUAUGUUGCAACUGAGUCAACCAGAAAACCAAAACCAAAAACCAGUAACCUUGUAACGCAUUCCAGUACAAAAAUCAACAGCCAAACAGAGCUAACCACCAGCACCAACACCAUUUCAAGGACAACCAGCAUUAGGAGUAGCAGCCAAACUGAAUCUACCAGGAAUAGUGGGACCUCUGUAUCAGGCAGUGCCAGUACACUUGUUCCAUGGGAAAUCAUUGUCAUUGCCUUAGCAGUAAGCAUUGGAACCUUCCUCAUUGUUGGCGGGAUCUUCGCAGUAAGUAUCUUCUUCUAUAUUUUUGGCCUGUUAAUUUCGUUGUCAACCUGCAAUAGCAGUCACUUCUCUCUGUGCUCAUAUGUUGUUUGCAGAGUGUUUCAGUUUCAGUCCUAAGAGAAGAUCUCCUGUAUUCGCAUGACAUUGGAGUUUAUAUUGACAAUUGACAAGUUGAGCGGACUUAAAGGACCACUAUAGUGCCAGAAAAACAUACUUGGCUCUGGAAAGGGGAAAGGGGUAAAAACGUACCUUUUUCCAGCGCUGGGCGGAGAGCUCUCCUCCUCCGUUCCUCCCCGUCGGCUGAAUGCGCACGCGCGGCAAGAGCUGCGCGCGCAUUCAGCCGGUCACAUAGGAAAGCAUUUAUAAUGCUUUCCUAUGGACGCUGGCGUGCUCUCACUGUGAAAAUCAGAGUGAGAAGCACGCAAGCGCCUCUAGUGGCUGUCAAUGAGACAGCCGCUAGAGGAAAUAGGGGAAGGCUUAAUCCAUUCAUAAAUAUAGCGGUUUCUCUGAAACUGCUAUGUUUAUGAAAAAAUGGGUUAACCCUAGCUGGACCUAGCACCCAGACCACUUCAUUAAGCUGAAGUGGUCUGGGUGCCUAGAGUGGUCCUUUAAGAUCAAUGUCUCUUCUAAAAAUGUUUAGGGGUGAGAAUGUAGCAAUAAAAAAGUGGUCUGAGCAAACACAGUUAUUUCUGUGGGUGGUCUUAAUUCAGUAACUUCAAAGCAUCAUUUGCAUAUUUCACCAAACUAACAACCCACGCAGUUUGUUUGCCAGAAAAAGGGGGACAGAAUGAAGCAUAGGCUUUUUUUUUUAGACUACUAGUUAUUAGUUAUAACUAUAUUAGGCUACUGGGAAGAGCAGGAUUUAACUCAUAUUAAGCAGAUUUGCAUCUGGUAUUUCAGCUCCUGGUGCUAAACAUAACCUUCAUUUCAUCAUUUUAGUUUUCAAAAGCUUUAUCAACAGAAAACUGUGGGAAUUGUGUUAGACAACGCAUUUGAACUGUUUUUCUAUCAGAUCGUGAACAUUUGAAAAGCUUAUCCAAAAAUAUUUGUAUGAGAUAUAAGUUGGUAUAAAGACAUACAAACAGAGAGACAGUGAUAGACAGACAGACCAAGGAAGAAAUACAGACAUUCAAAAAGAAAGAUUAAGUGAAAGAAAGAGGGAGUAAUAAAGAGAAAGAGGUAAAAAAACCAGAGGUUAAAAACUCUACAAAAUCUAAGCAUGUACUUUUUAUUUCACGAGAUUCCGUAUUUUAUCUAGCGCAGGGUCAAUUAAUGCUUUCGUGUGAGUCAUUAAAUAUGAAAAUUGCUGUCACAGGUAGUGCUACCUAGGUUUACUGUACUGAUUUCAUAGCAAAAUACUCACUCACAGUAGGAUCUCUGCUUUACCAAUAGCUAAUACUAUGUGCAUGCGCUGAUGUCAUUAGCACCCACUCACAGCUGUCAGAGGGCUUUGAGGCUUUAAACAAUUGACCAUAGAGGGCUUUGAGGCUUCAAAAAUAGACCAAGGGUAGUCAACCUGGCCCCUACCCGCCACUAGUGGGAAGUUUGGUAUUUCAGGUAGGCGAUGGUGGGUUCUGCAGAAAAUGCCCAAGGGCCUCGAUGGCCGUGGACCAAGGCUGACAGGGGAGAUCCUUUUAUCUCUCCUGCCGGCCCCUGCAGAUCCAGCCUCGCUGUAAGCCCUCUUGGGCUGUUGAGGAAAUCAAUGAUCUCUCUCACUGGCCCGCUGGCACUCUUUUCCAGCAGAGUGAAGGAGAGGCCUGGGAGGCUCUGUGUUCCUCCAAGUAGGCAGGUUGGAGCAUUGCCACGCAUUACCAUGCAAUGCUCCGAUACAGUGCUGUACUCACAGGAGGACAGGAGAGUUAGCCUGCAGCUGGAGGAGAAGAAGAAGAAGGGGGAGACAGUAAGAUAGAUUUUCACACCCACCUACACACAGCAUAGACCCUAUGCACCCUUUACACACAAACACACACUACACACCUUACACACACACUCCACACACAGAGACUGUCUCCUCACACACACACUGCCCCCUCACAUACACUGACCCCUCGCACAUGCAUUGCCCCCUUACACAAGCACUGCCCCCUCACACACAUACUGCCCCUUCACACAUGAACUGCCCCCUCAAAUACACACAGACUGUCCCCUCACACGCACACUGACUGCCCCGUCUCACACACAGACUGCUCCCUUACACACUCCUCCCUUCACACACACUGCCCCCUCACUAAUGCACUGCCCCUUACACACACGCACUGCAACUUUGCACAUGCACUGUCCCCUUCACACACACACAGCAACCUUCACACACACACAGCAACCUUCACACACACACUGCACCUCUCACAAACACACCCACAUACUACACUCUUCACACAAAAACACACACACACAGCACCCUUGACCCACACAGCACCUCACAGACACACAUAGAAAAAAGUAGAAUAGAAAAUGGGGAAAAAAUGAAAGGCAGUUGUAAAUUUAAGUCCUUUUUUUAAACCUUCUUUCUAAAAAAAAUACAUUUUCAAUUGUUACAUUUUUUAAACUAAACUGCACUUGAACAAAAUUUAAAACUAAAUUUUUAUUUCACUCUUUCAGAAUUUAUAACAGUUAUAACAGUAAUAAUAAUUAUUAUGAAAAAUUAUUACUUAAAUGUUAUAGCAUUAAUAAAAAUAAUAUUAACACUAUGUACAUAUUUCUUUUUAUUUAGGUAAUAUUUUGUAUGAGACGGCGAAAUUUCACUCAAUACGAUGUUGCUGGAGCAUUUAUCUGACUCGAUUUUUGCAAAGACAGCCCUUCUCUCUCAUCAAGUUAACAGUGUUAUGUUCCAGAAUGCUCUGUCCUAAUUUGGAAAUUGAAUAAAGCAUUAGCAUUUCCUUUUUAGGUACAAUAUCAUGGAAUGGAAAUUAAAAACAUGAACAUCAUAUGGAUUCCCGUAGUCUAUGAGUUCAAUGCAUUAUGCCUAUCACUGAAGUAUAGAGACAUCUAGUGGACACUCCGUGUACUACAGAAGCAAUAUCCUCCCUAGUUGUGUAGCGUUGUGGAUGUUACACAAUGUAUUUCUGGGGAGCCUUGGAUUACUGCCGCAUAUUAUGGAAACUUCUAAUCCAUGUAUAUAUUACAAAAUGACUCAGAGAUAGCAGUGGAGGCUGUUCCAUAGGGGUAGGUGUAGUGGCAUCCCCCUUCCAAUCUAAUUUAUUGGCACUAUAAGGACUACUGAUUUUGUUUGUUAGACAAUAUACUUGUCGGUCAAUAUUACAUCUGCAGUUUUUAUACUACCCUUUAAAAUGAUGACUGGAGCUGGUUUUGAACAGGACAAGGCAGCUCAUCGGUUAAGUAGGUAGAGGCCCAACAAGUCAGGGUGAUGGUAGUACCCCACCAAGGAGAGCAGGAAUAGUGUUCCUUAUAAUUUACUGAUAUGACAUCCAGUGGCCACUGUGUGCAUUACAGAACUAGAAUUUCACACACAGUGAGAGGAUGAUACAAGAGUGACCACUUUCUGCACAUGAAAGAUUUAUUUAUAAUAUGCAAUGGUUAAAUUUUUUUUUAGACUUCUAAUUGAUCAGGAAGUGGCAUUGCUGGUCACUGUCACACCCAAUGUAUUCAAGAGCUG
This is a messenger RNA of Pelobates cultripes (western spadefoot toad), 13918 nucleotides long. The record is from the annotation of a GenBank genome assembly. NCBI's taxonomy places the organism in Eukaryota, Metazoa, Chordata, Amphibia, Anura, Pelobatidae.